GCUGACGUCACGGCGCUCACGCAAGGGAAUCUUCCACCUCCCGCUUCCUCUCUACCCCAUACACCAGGUGUCCGGCUCCGAAACGCGGACUUCUCUGGACCUAAGCCCUUUGAGAGGUCCCUUCCAGCCCCCAGCCCACCAUGGUCCCACCAGGCAACAUCCUGUUCCUGCUUUUGCUCCCAGUGGCUACAGCUCAGAUGACCCCAGUUGGAGCCGCCAGAGGAUCUGCAGCCCUCUCUGGGUCCCCACUUCACCAUCCUCAUCACCAAACUGAAGGCCCAACAAUGCGCCAACCCCCCGACCUGUCUUCAGGGGUUCCUGUUCCGGAUGUGGGCCCCUCUCUCUGCCACUCCUGGCAGGCCUUGUGGCUGCGGAUGCUGUUGUGUCACUGCUAAUUGUGGUGGUGGUGUUUGUGUGUGCGCGCCUACGCAGCAGGCCCACCCAA
Molecule: messenger RNA, 445 nt
Organism: Bubalus bubalis (water buffalo)
Lineage: Eukaryota; Metazoa; Chordata; Mammalia; Artiodactyla; Bovidae
Gene: HCST
Product: hematopoietic cell signal transducer
Exons: 5
Coding region: 141-395 (84 amino acids)
Biological process (GO): positive regulation of phosphatidylinositol 3-kinase/protein kinase B signal transduction; regulation of immune response
Cellular component (GO): membrane
Molecular function (GO): phosphatidylinositol 3-kinase binding; signaling receptor binding
Source: RefSeq, a predicted model, not a curated record